AUGAGAAUCUUUGCUCCAAACGAGGUGGUUGCCAAGUCUCGUUACUGGUACUUCUUGCAAAAAUUGCACAAGGUCAAGAGAGCUUCCGGUGAAGUCGUCUCUGUCAACGAGAUCCACGAAGCUCACCCAACCAAGGUCAAGAACUUCAGCGUCUGGGUUAGAUACGACUCCAGAUCUGGUACCCACAACAUGUACAAGGAAAUUAGAGACGUCAGCAGAGUCGCCGCUGUCGAAACCCUUUACCAAGACAUGGCUGCCAGACACAGAGCUAGAUUUAGAUCUAUCCACAUCUUGAAGGUUGCCGAAAUUGAGAAGACCGCCGACGUCAAGAGACAAUACGUUAAGCAAUUCUUGACCAAGGACUUGAAGUUCCCAUUGCCACACAGAGUCGAAAAAUCUGCCAAGACUUUCGCUUACAAGAGACCAUCCACUUUCUACUAA
Torulaspora globosa is the source of this 441-nucleotide messenger RNA. It is a transcript of the gene RPL20B, whose product is annotated as 60S ribosomal protein eL20. Bases 1 to 441 code for a protein of 146 amino acids. Gene Ontology annotation, biological process: translation. Gene Ontology annotation, cellular component: cytosolic large ribosomal subunit; ribosome. NCBI's taxonomy places the organism in Eukaryota, Fungi, Ascomycota, Saccharomycetes, Saccharomycetales, Saccharomycetaceae. The transcript has a single exon. The record is from RefSeq and is a predicted model, not a curated record. Gene Ontology annotation, molecular function: structural constituent of ribosome.